This is a messenger RNA of Exaiptasia diaphana, 1913 nucleotides long. RefSeq lists its product as uncharacterized. Bases 47 to 1378 code for a protein of 443 amino acids. The record is from RefSeq and is a predicted model, not a curated record. NCBI's taxonomy places the organism in Eukaryota, Metazoa, Cnidaria, Anthozoa, Actiniaria, Aiptasiidae. The transcript is spliced from 7 exons.
UGUCCUUGUGACUGAAACCUGGACAAUUCAAACAGUACUAUUGACGAUGGUGAUAAUUUCAAGAGUGCUGUUGGCYUUAAUAUCGUUUCCUUUAUGGUGUCAGUCAAAUGCGAAGCUUAAACGAGUGGGGAAAAGUUUUUCUUUCAGUGCAGAGGAUUUUGAUGACCCACGUUAUAAAGGAGUAGAGAUAUUCGAUAGUGGACCUAUUCGUCGUAACUCCGAUGAUCGACAUGAUGGGACUGUAUUCGACCAAUUUGAUGAAGACCAUAGUCAAAGCUCGAAAUCUGGAAAAUCAAAUGCAUGUGUUGUGAAGACGAUCCCUGAUGGAUGUAAGCUCGUCAGUGACUGUGAUGUUCACUGUAGUAUUUCCAUGUUUGGACAUAAAGGACAAAUGGAAGUUGCUUUUCCUUGUAAAAAGUCUCUACAGCUCGUAGUUAACAUUGCGGUCUCACUUUUCAAAAAGAGAAACGUUUAUUCUUUAGCUGUCAAUUAUGUGAAUGGCACAGUUAUCAAAAACCUUGGACAUAGUAUUGGGAACUAUAAAUCGCAAAUCCUUUUCUCUGCUACUAUGAAAACAUUGGCUGAUGGGAAAGUUAUUUUUGAGUUGUAUUCAACUAUAAAGGGAGAUAUUCAAGGUUCGUGGAGUAACAUGGUCAAGACCAAGUUUAUCGAAGUGAGCAGAAACGCUCUGACAGACAAGUGCGAGUCGAAGGGAAAAAAGCAAGUAUCUGUAGAAGGUCCUUGUGCCAAGCUUAAACUCCCAUCAAUCUGUGCAAUUACACCAGACUGUAUGCACAUUUAUUGUGAGUUGAAAUUCGCCGGGCAAAAAGUUUCCUUCUCAUUCUCAAUCAACGUGUGUGAAAAUCCAAUGACACUGUCGGUUGGAGCUGAUAUUCCUACCUUACAUAUACACUGGGAGAAGAAAUUUAAAUCUAAGAUGAGGAUACCAAUUCCAGGAUAUGGGUUUAAUGCUCCUGGAAUCAGUGGUGGUGUACAAAUACGCGUACUAUUGAAACCCAAACGAGGACGUCUACAGCUAAAGAUUAAGCUACUGGUAGGAGCGAAGCUGGGCUGGGCCGAAAUUUUUCCACUYAAAUUGACAUUAGUAAGCCUGCGACUACCUAUCAAGAUAGCAGGAUGCGGAAAGACUUCACUUUUGGAUAGAAGUAAAAAGAGAAUAACUAGCUCUACUCCUACAACCGUGGUUUCUCACAAACGACCAACAACUAGUUUUACUCCUACAACGGUGUCCCAUAACUUAUCAAGGAAAAAGAAACAAUCUAACCCUACAAGUAGUCCUAGUACUAUUGCUAGCACAUCUCGCAAACUACCAAGACCAACUGAAGAUGAAGACUAUGACAUAUCUUUUGAAGAAUAAUCAAAMAAUAUCUAAUGGASUAGUGGCUCRUUUCUUUUCGAGAUGGAAUCCUACCAGCUCAUGACACAUCUCCUUCAACURUAUUUAAAGCUGGUUUCUGGCAAAACGAUCCCAAAUACGGACUCUCUUCGAUCAUACAAUUGCAAACAACAAACGCUCUUUUGAAUAAAUGGUCAAAUCAAAAAAUACCAUGGCACUCUCUUGUAUCAAUCAGUAUAGAGGCAGGUCCAAGCCUAAAAUACAUGUUUAAAGUUUCUGGAUCUGCUUUUGUAUAAUUCAUGGAUAACAUCGACAAGUCAUGUCUGCAGCUACUCAAAAGGCGGCAACACGAAGAUGCAAUAAUAUCUUCGAUCCCUGCUGAUACCAAAUGAUCGUUUGAAUUUAUGUCCGCCAUUGAUGAAAAACAACUUAGCAUGAAUAAAGUUUAUGUGUAGGUUAAAACAGAUGGUCGUGAUACAUCAGAAUUUAAAACAGAAUGACAGGUCUAUUUUAAAUUUUGAAUUUAGCCUGGAAAUAAACUCAUUAUUUUUCAUAA